Marchantia polymorpha subsp. ruderalis is the source of this 2180-nucleotide messenger RNA. NCBI's taxonomy places the organism in Eukaryota, Viridiplantae, Streptophyta, Marchantiopsida, Marchantiales, Marchantiaceae. The record is from the annotation of a GenBank genome assembly.
AAAUAGUCUGCGCUCUCUGUGCCGUACCAUCGCGUUUCUGAACCGGAAUGUGCCACUCGUUACCUCACGUAUACAAGUUGCUUCGACGACUCUUUCCAGUGGAUCUGAAACUCUUCUCGUCGCCAGCAGCCAGUCCUCCACUACAAAGCUACUGCAGAGCAGAGUCUCAGCCGCCAGAAGCCGUCUAUUAUACUUCGCCUGGCGGCACUCGACACCUGCUUGAGGUGGAGAGGAUCCGGAGCAUGUUUGGCCCCUGGAUUAUGGGAUCGUAUCCCUUAGAUCUAUUACGUGCCAGAAGUUCUACGAUGCUGGUCCAUGGAACAAAGAGGGCCACGCAUGAGACAGUGGAGUUGUGAUGAACCGAGAGCCAUACUUCACCGACUUAGUAUGCACUGCCAUUGACUUUCAGUCGGUUCCAAAUUUCUGUCAUUAUACAGCAGCAAACGACGAGAGCGACGAGAAGAAUGUAAGCUGACGAACGACCCACAGGACGUACUUGACAAGUCAAGUAUCAAGCAGAGCCUCUGCAGACUCUGAAGCUGGUGACCGAGAAGAUAUUUACUCUGCCCGAUUAGGAAGUGGUCCACCUGUUUUUAUCUGAACGAGGGUGUUGACAUUCGACAAGAGAUGGCCAAUACGGUCCCGCAGGAAUUUGACCCUCCUCUGAUACAAUUGAUCGGGGAGGCCUUUGUUCUGGAGUAUUACCAUGUCCUGAACAACAAUCCGCAAGACCUCCGUCGGUACUAUGGCAGAUCUAGUACGGUAACUCGGACUCACAGCAAAGUUGAUGACUUAGUUGAGACGAAAGCUUCGACGGAAGAGGCUAUGACGAAGAUUAUCUCUUUCGUCUCAGGCUGGAAGGCAGAAAUUACCAGCGUGAUUUCGCAGGAGGCUUUUCCUCAUCGAGUGCUGAUUCUGGUCACCGGAUACUUCUCCAACCCGGAAUCUGUCCGAAGAAAUUUUGUACAGACUUUCCUGCUGGGCCUCCAGAAUGGCGAGAAUUACCUGAAGAAUGAUGUGCUGAGAUUGACGGGUGUCGAGAUUGGAGAAGACUUGAAUUGCUUUUCUUGUACCUUGGAAAGUGAAGAGAAUUUGCGCUUGAUAGAGCUACAUUCUGCAUUUUUGAAAGAGUUCAAAGUGAUUCCUCCACUAGAUUUGAACUCCAAGAGUCCGAGGCAAGCUGUACCACCGCGGAUAUCGCCAAUAUCAAGGAAGCCUGUUCCACUCAAGCAUCAGCCGGAGAUGAGGAGACUCGAGCAGGGAGAAUGUUUUUGCUUCCUUCCGCCUAGUCAGCCGCCACAAGAACUAGCCCAAGCAUGGGCUGAAUGCGUGAGAGACAGUACGUGUUCCGAUAAAAGUGAAUAUGGGAGUACGUGGGAGCAGUUGGAGAAUAUCGGGCUUCGUGUGAUUUUACCACGACCCAUUAGCACGCCAUCCUUGAUGAACGUCAAAAUGAAAGAUGAACUGGGAGGCCAUGAAGUGGAAGAAACCUUGUUCCUGGAUGACGAAACCGAAUAUGAUAGUUACUAUACAUUUCGCCGCCUCACUGAAGAUUUUACAUUGCUGCGCAAUUACCCAGAGAUACCGAUAAACUUAUACGGGAGUUCUUAGGACGUGCAUCAUCAAUUCGGCAAUCCAUAUGACAGCCAACCGUACCCAGUGUCGAGGUACUUAAUUCUUUCAGACCGAAUCCCACUCGGAGGAGAACAAGUUCGUAUUCUAAAGUAGAGAGAGAUUCAAGGUUGCACGUCUGGGUCCACAGUGGGGAAUCCCGAUUUGGCUGCUCUUCCAUAAUAUAAUUAGUUCUCAUCUGAGCUGUAGGGUGAAAGUAUGGAGUGACAUUCUGGUUAUUUCCACCCAAAUGUCAGACGACUAGUUCUCGUGAUCAGAUCAAACCAUUGUACGUCAAUUCACACCAUUUCUAUAUGGUCUCUCCUUUAUGGCUGAUCCAUGCAUAGUCUCCUUGGAAGCGACAAAACCAAAUCAUUGGUUUUAGUUCAGGUUAUCAAAACUGACAGUCUUUAGUACAUGAAUGACAGCAAAGGAGAAAAGAACAGUAGCGUGCUUCCUUUCCAAGGAGGCCCAGUGCAGGCCCUUUAGACCAAUGGAUAUGAGCCUGAGGUUUCAUAUGGCCCCACUUGAUUUAGCAAUAAAAUCAUUUAUGUUAAAUCUGUCAUUUU